AUGGACGAAAAUACUUGCCCUCACAUAUGUCCGAUAACGAAGGCGACUACAAAAGAACAGAAGUUUCAGGCCGCUGGUAGCGCUCGUACUGCAUCGAAUCCCUUUGCUUCGCCUUAUACUCCUGGCCUAGUUCAACCACCAGAGAAAAAACACAUCCCUUCUGAUGCACCGCCUCAGUAUCUGCCUCAAGUUACAGAUACUACUAGUGGAGAUAUGCUCGGCAUGUCACCGGUCGGGCCCUGGGCUGCUGGUCAUAUAGACUGGACUCCACAAGCAGGCAUGACUGGCGUUAGACCGGUUGUUGAUAAGUACUCUAUCACACGCUAUUCAACGGGAGAGUGGAGAAAAAAUAACCAAUUUACAUUAACACCUACUGCAACUAACAAAGCUAAAGCUCUUGAUAUAUCUAUACAGAACUUUAAGAAAAAUGCCUUCAAGACAGAAGAUGAAAAACAAGCUUUCGCCCACCAAAAGUUACAGGAACGAACUAAAGAUCUUGCUCAUUGGAAGAAGAAGGCAGAAAAGACUAUCAAAGCUAUGGCUGAUGAAAUUAAUACUUUAGAUGAAGACAGAUCAAAGUUGAAAGGUGCAUGUAGAAUUUUGAUGUUACCUGAGGCAAUAUCGAGGGAAUGCUUGGAACUUCGAACACAUCGUUAUGAACCUGAUAUGGUAAGAGAUGACGCUGAGCAAGAAUUGAUAAAAGAGGUAGCAAUAGUAGGAGAAAUCAGGAAUUUAUUUCAAGUGACUCUUGCGAAAGUAGAACGACAAAUGGAACAGAACAAAUCAGCUAAGUCUAGUCUUGAAUACGACUGGUGUGACAAGAUGGUAACUUUAAAUGUUGAUACUCAAAACGUAGCAAUGGGAAGUGAUGCAAGUCUGAUAAUGUUCCAUCCGGGUGUUGCUCGAUGGCCGGAAAAUGCAACCUCUUUGGAAUAUUGGAAACACUAUUGUAAUGAAAGCAUUCAGAACUGCGAGGAAGUUAGACAAAAAUCGGUUGAGUUACGAGGUCUUCUGAGGUCAGUUAUACAAGAUGGCUCUCAGGAUAUGAAACUCCAGGCAGAUAGAACUAAUGCUGCACUAGCUGAAAAGGUUGAAGCGACGGAACAGAUGUGCGCAAAGCUAGAGGAGACUCUGAAAGAUAACUUGCAGACUAUCGUUAACAUUGAGAAUUUGAUAGACAAUUUGAAGGAUGCCUUGAGGCAAAUAGAUGCGAGAAACAAGUUAGUAAUGACAAGACUAUUUAACCGUAACUACAAUCGGCCGAGUGUGGAGAAUUGUCGCGAUGAAGCACAGUACGCCCUGAUGGAUGAAUCUAAGUAUAUUAAGGAAACGGCUGUAGCUCUAAAUGAUAAACUAAGAGAUGCGGAAAUUGUGAGAAUGGAGUUAAUGAAGUACAGAGGCGAGUUGGAGAAAGAUAUUGCUUGUAAGCGGAAAAGUCUCAAUCUUGACGAGGAUAGACUCGCCAGAGUACGAGCUCACAUGCCGACGCCUGAAGAGUUUGCAAAUGCUUAA
Arctia plantaginis is the source of this 1512-nucleotide messenger RNA. Lineage: Eukaryota; Metazoa; Arthropoda; Insecta; Lepidoptera; Erebidae. The record is from the annotation of a GenBank genome assembly.